This is a messenger RNA of Drosophila melanogaster (fruit fly), 1314 nucleotides long. RefSeq lists its product as uncharacterized. The transcript has 4 exons. The record is from RefSeq and is marked reviewed. NCBI's taxonomy places the organism in Eukaryota, Metazoa, Arthropoda, Insecta, Diptera, Drosophilidae. Bases 302 to 1285 code for a protein of 327 amino acids.
GAAAAUCCUUGAGAACCAUUCGAGUGUGCGUGCAAAUCGCCAGUUAACCCCUGAUGUCCUUGGCCGAUUCCACGUAUUUGUUGCGAAAAAAGCAAGGAAAGCUAAAGAUUUAACUUUUAUACACUGAGGUAGCGUUGAUUAAAACUUCAUUAUAUUUCCAGCCUUUUUUCGAAGUGGCAAACUAUUCAGUAGGGAAUGUAAGGCCAAUUUUCGUAUAUUUUUUAAUUUGGUAUAGCAAACGCAAACGCUAUACAAGAAAAUUUAAGUUUUUUUUUUAACACUUUAAUACACGGCUGAAUUAAUGGAUAGACAAGGUGUUCAUAAUAGCUAUGGGUCAAUAGCGAAAGACGCAAUAGAUGAGCAACGGAUGGUGCUAUCGAUGCCACAACUGUCCAUCCAGAGGAAAUCCGUUACAAGCAUGAAGUUAUUCACCAUGGUGGUGUUGCACUCGUGGCGCCAACGCCGAAAGGAGGUUCGUGAACUCAAAGAGAUGGUGCAACACCUCCAGGAUAGCUCCAUGAAGACCAAAAACGAACUGCACGUAUGUGGCACAUUGAUGCGUGUGGAGGAAAAACGAAACAGGGAACUUCAAAUAAAGCUUAAGCUAUCGACGAUGAGCAUUGACCAAGUAAGGUCCUCCUGUGAAUCUCUUGUCAACUCGGUCCGUGACCUCACAACAGAGAAAAGGCGAUUGGAAACCGAUUUGGAACAGCGCUUGCAGGAGUACAAUGAGCUGGAGGAAGUAUCUGACAAAACCAAACGGCUGCUCUUCAGCGCCUACGUGGAACAAUCUAGCCUGCAAAAGCAACUAGCUGAGGAGCAGCGUACGACGCAGAGAUUGCAGGCGGAAAAGGACCAGCUAAUCCAGGAAGUGAUACUGGCGGAGGGCAGAGAUAACAAGUACCGCCAGGUGCGGGAAUGGUACCAGCGUGUACUGCACAAAAAGGAGGUGUGCAUUUACAACCUGGGAAGGAGAUUGCAUAUGCUGGAGGAGCAACUGUUUGACAUUAAUGAGCACACUGGAGAAUUGGAACAAUUGCGUGAGAGUGCUCAACAAAUGUCGAACGAAAUCACAGAGUUGCGCCAGGAGAUCAACCGAAAUCGCAACGGUGUCUUCGGUGAUUCCUGCUGUCGCCUCGGACUCGGACGCCUCCACGACCAUGUGAUUGCGCCCUUUCAAGGCAACCAUAUCUGGAUAAAACUUCGACGCUAUUCCUUUAACGUGAUAUAUUUGUUUGCUUUGUAUCUGCUGCCUGGAAUGUCUCUCAAAUAUCGUCAAAACUAAACCUAAUUAAAUAAACUUUCUAUAAAAAU